GAAGGUAGCCUUCGGGGACAGGUCAGUUGGUUGGGAGUAGAGGGGGCAACUCCUUGAGGUGGGGGUUCGAACUCUGCCGCCUUCCUUUCUCUGACCUGUUCGCCUGUCAGUCUAUCACAAUGGGUUGAUUUACAUCAUACGCGUGUGUUGCAGACUCGUGCGCGUGGACUUUGGGUUUGAUCCGCAGGCAUCUAAGUCCAACUACGGUCCGAGCGUUAGGUGCGUCUGAUGGCCAGGUCUGGAUAGGGGACUGUUAGGCGCGGGUGGUGGCCAGUUCGUCUCUAUCAGCCUAUCAUAAUGGGAUGAUUUACAUCCUACGUGUGUGUUGCAGGCUCGUGCGCGUGGACUUGGGGUUUGACCCGCAGGUGCCUAAGUCCAACUACGACCCGAGCGUUAGGCGCAUCUGGUGGCCAAGUUUGGAUAGGGGACUCUUAGGUGCUUACAAACCGUUUGUAAGGUAGGUAGUCACGGCUUUUCAAAUGUAUAAAAAAAAAAAUAAGAAGGUAACCGUUUUACACGUAUCACGUAUUAGACAAUGCUGACGUCAUCAUAGACGUCAGGUUCUGGUUUCUCUGGGUUUUCAAUUGGGUCGCUGUGGCUCCUUCUUCCAUUAUUGUUUGACUCUUUGGUAGUUUAGCAGAAGCUGCCACCACCAUUGAUUUCUCUCUCUCGACUCUCUACUGAUUAAAUAUGAUCUUUGAUUUUGGUUUGCCGUUCUGUUUUCUACUUCACCAAUUCACUCAUUUGCUUGGGUAAUCAUCACUUUGUCUUCUUCUUCCGCCACACAAAUUCAGAAGGAAAAAAAAAAAAAGAAAGAGAAAGAAGCUAAGCACGAGGUCAUCGAGUGGGUCUCGUUCAUGGCGUGAAAACCUGUUUCUUCGUCACCGGAGUUGCCUUUUUUGGGGGGAUGUAACCGUCACUUUUUCCUGCACAAUUCACUGUUCUCUGUAUUUAUGGAGUUGGGUUUCUGCAAGAGUUUCCAGGUUGGGGGAAUUUUGAGUUUUUCGAAGGCGGAAUCCCUAAUUUCUGGGUGGUGAGUUAAGUUCCCGUUCCGAAGUUUUCGAGUUUUGGGUCUUGUUCUAGAGUGGCAAUCACGACUAUAAGCUUGAGCAUCGCUCGUUAUGAUUAUUAUAUUGUUUCUGAUGAUCACAGUCGAAUCUUUUGUCCAUAAAUGUUAGUCAAACCAAUCUCAUAUUGCUGCUUCUCCGUGCAACAUUUAUCGUCUGGGAUCAAUUCUUGUGCUACAUAGCUCGUCCAUCGCGGAAUUUUCGAGGUUCUGUCUCUUCAGAUCCCCAAGAUUCCGUAGUUCCAAGUAUAAAGUCCGAAUAUUUCAUUGCAUAUACAUCAAAGUCCUACUUACUUUCUGGUUUAUUUAUUGACCUUAGCAUUAAGGUUUUACAUUUAGUUCAAAGUUCAAUGAUCAUCAUCAUAUCAUACACUGUAUGAGUCGACUUUGUUCAUGUCGAUUCUAUGUGGGUUGUGCCCUAUUCUAGAAUGUGUUUACUGUCUGGGGUGUGCACGUUGGGCGUGGAAACGCUGCCUUUACACGGCUGGUCAUGACAGUGAAGAUUGGGGGAUUGCAUCUGCUGAAGAGUUUGAACCCGUCCCUCGGUUAUGCCGUUAUAUCUUAGCUGUUUACGAGGAUGAUAUCCGUCACCCGCUCUGGGAGCCACCGGAAGGCUAUGGAAUAAACCCUGAUUGGUUGAUUCUAAGGAAAACGUAUGAAGACACCGGAGGGCGUGCUCCUUCAUAUAUACUAUAUCUUGAUCAUGAUCAUAGUGAUAUAGUUCUAGCAGUCCGGGGGUUGAAUAUGGCAAAGGAGAGUGAUUAUGCUGUGCUUUUGGAUAAUAAUCUCGGGAAGAGGAUGUUCGAUGGUGGGUAUGUUCACAAUGGGCUGCUGAAAGCUGCAGGAUGGGUGUUAGAUGAGGAAUGUAACGUCUUGAAGGAUCUAGUCGUGAGCAAUCCGGGUUAUACUCUGACUUUUGCAGGGCAUUCCCUUGGGUCAGGUGUCGCUGCAAUGUUGGCUUUGUUAGUGGUAAGGUAUCCUAAUAAAUUGGAGAACAUAGAUAGAAAGAGGGUCAGAUGCUACUCUAUCGCACCUGCAAGGUGCAUGUCAUUGAAUUUGGCUGUCAGAUAUGCAGAUGUGAUCAACUCUGUUGUUCUUCAGGAUGAUUUCUUGCCCAGGACAGCGACGCCUCUAGAAGACAUUUUCAAGUCGCUUUUCUGUUUGCCGUGCCUGCUAUGCAUAAGAUGCAUGAAGGAUACAUGUAUUUCAGAAGAGAAGAUGCUCAAAGACCCUAGGAGGCUAUAUGCACCCGGCCGCAUGUACCAUAUCGUUGAAAGAAAGCCUUUCAAACUAGGAAGGCAUCCUCCAGUGGUGAAGACAGCGGUGCCAGUAGACGGGAGGUUCGAGCACAUUGUUCUUUCUUGUAAUGCAACUUCCGACCAUGCCAUCAUUUGGAUCUUACGGGAAUCCCAGAGGGCUCUCGAUAUAAUGAUGGAGAAGGAGAAGAGGAUGGAAAUACCGGCGAAGCAACGGAUGGAGAGGCAAGAAUCUUUAGCCAAAGAGCACAACCUCGAGUACAGAGCAGCCCUUCAACGUGCUGCAACUUUGGCCGUUCCUCAUGCCGACCAACCUCCUUCCCUGUACGGAACCUUCCACCAUGAGCAAGAAGAAGAAGAAGAAGAAGAUUCCUUGAUCGGGUCAUCAGUGGAGGGAGAAUCAUCAUCGUCUCCCCUCCUGCCAUUCGAGAGAAGCAGGCACAGCAGCAAGGUGAGCUGGGACGAGCUUAUCGAGCGACUCUUUGACAAGGAUGGUUCCGGUCACUUGGCCCUUAAGAAAUCUCAGAGUCUCCGAUGAUCAACUUGAUGCGGUCAUUCUCAUGAGCUGGGUUUUUUGUGGGUUCAAAUUUAUCCCUUCAUUCCAUGAUUUAUUCAUACGGAUGAAAUUAUGUGUAGAAACAUGUUGGUUAAUUGGACCGACCAUACCGGUCUCGGUUUUUAAAUAACCAUUCGGGUAUUCAUUCCA
This is a messenger RNA of Tarenaya hassleriana, 3028 nucleotides long. RefSeq lists its product as uncharacterized. The transcript is spliced from 5 exons. Gene Ontology annotation, biological process: lipid catabolic process. Lineage: Eukaryota; Viridiplantae; Streptophyta; Magnoliopsida; Brassicales; Cleomaceae. The record is from RefSeq and is a predicted model, not a curated record. The coding region runs from base 1460 to 2860 and encodes 466 amino acids.